AACCCACGUCUUCGCUUCUUCUGACUUUCCCCCCUCCCCUGGUCCUCAACUUCUCUUCUCGGUCUCGCUCUGAUUUCCUUCUCCUCGGCUUUGUUUCUCUUACUCAUUCCUGGCCUUCUUUGCUGCUCUUUUCACAUCUCAGGUACCUUAUUGCUCUCAAGCAAUCUCCUCGUUAUUGAAUCAAAGCAAAUAUGAUGCGUGCAAUCACGCUGGCUCUAUGUGCUGUACAGAUAUCCGCUUUUUCUGUUCCGCUUAGAAUGACUGCAAUGCCGUGGCCAGUGAGAGCACUGAACGAUGCGGUGAAGACAGCACAAGUUGUCAACGAUGGGUGGCAGCGACACGAUGAUUCUAUGGCAAAGAUUUUGUUGCCGAUUGCAGAAUCAAAGCAUUCCAUUAUAAAUGACGGGUGGAUUGCUCAUGACAAGGCUAUGUUUGCCUGGAUCCUUGGCUCAAGCUCGAAAGACAUGCAACUGGAGUCGACGGCAAGGCCAUUGCAGGUUUGGACAAUCGCCCUCGAAGAUGCCUGGAACGCACAUGACCAUGCGGUCUUUAACGCCAUGACUGAGAGAGGAGGACUAUUCGAAAAGAUGGACGAUGCUUUUAAGAUGACUGAGAGGAUGCUGGUGACGAUCACCCAAGGAACUGAGAUGUCAAAUGCCGCGAUCCUCAUGCACGAGGCUGCAAUGAAGCGAGGAUCCGAGGGCAUCGUUCAGGCAAAGCGAAUCAUGCGACAGGCCUCGACUACUCUUCUCAGAGAGAUGCAGAAUGCUGAAUUGUACGACUCGAAUCCUUCUAUGGAGUACAGCAUCUAAUACGACAGAUUCUGCUCUGACGUUAGCAAACUCCACUGGCUGCCAUCCCGCUCUGACGUUAGCAAACUCCUCUGGCUGCCAUGCUUAUGAAUAUGUUUGAGCUGCAUAGAUAAUUUAGCCUUUUGCUGCAUAAAAAUUGACAUCUGAC
This is a messenger RNA of Guillardia theta CCMP2712, 960 nucleotides long. RefSeq lists its product as hypothetical. Lineage: Eukaryota; Cryptophyceae; Pyrenomonadales; Geminigeraceae. The transcript has 2 exons. The record is from RefSeq and is a predicted model, not a curated record. Bases 267 to 812 code for a protein of 181 amino acids.